GCGUGUUGUGGAGAAGCCGAUGUUCUUGUUCUAAAAUUAAAUAUAAUACGAUGACUGGUGACUAUUUUCGGGGGACAUCAAUUGGAAUCAUCGCGAUUUGAGAGGCAUGACAAAGAGCUGCAAUUGGGCACAAUUUGCGCCCUUCUUGCAUGUCGAGAGCAUGGAGCGUUUGAAUUUUCGCGGGAAUGUUUCCGGAACCAGUGGCGCCAUCUGGAAGCAACACAAUUUCACGUGCGUCUGAGAGUCUGAGAUGGACAGCUGGUUCCGGAAGAGUAUCCGAGUGGGAGGAAUUCAUUGGGCGGAAUGUCACUCUACAAAACAAGAGUGAAGGAGUUCGAGACUUUCCUGGCCAAUGACGUGAUUGACCUGAGGAGUCUCAAGCAGCUCUGCUUCAAUGGCAUUCCCGAUGGCGGAGGUUUCAGAGCGCUCUGCUGGCGCCUCUUGCUGGGCUACCUCGGGCCCCAGCGGAGCACCUGGACGCAGACGCUACAGAAGAAGCGUCAGCUCUACCAGCAAUUCAUUGAUGAGAUGAUUGUGUCGCCCGGAACGUCCGGAGGUUCCUUGGAUCAUCCGCUGAGCGAUGGGCCGGAGAGUGCCUGGAGCACAUUCUUCAAGGACAACGAAGUCCUCCUGCAGAUUGACAAGGAUGUGAGGAGACUGUGUCCGGAUAUAUCCUUCUUCCAGCAAGCAACAGAGUUUCCCUGUGAAGUUGUGGUGAACAGCAAUGGCGAGAGAAGACUGCAUUCCCGCGUGGCGCCGUCCAGGCUGUCAUCGGCGAAUGUGGAGGGGAAGUUUGGGAUGACAAAGAUCAAUCUCAUCACAAAACGCGCCCAGGAGAGCUACGAGGCGAUGGAGGAGGGUCUGGAGGCGCACUGGGAAGUCGUGCAGAGAAUUCUGUUCCUCUUUGCCAAACUCAAUCCCGGAAUCGGAUACGUACAGGGCAUGAACGAGAUUGUUGGACCAAUUUACUAUGUAAUGGCUUCAGAUCCCAACAUGGUGUUCAGAGAAUUCGCCGAGGCGGACUGCUUCUUCUGCUUCACGGCGCUCAUGGGAGAGAUUCGGGACUUCUUCAUCAAGACACUGGAUGAAUCUGAGGGUGGCAUUAAGGCGAUGAUGAACAAAAUGACCAAAUUGCUGGAGGUGAAAGAUCUGGAGGUGUGGCAGAGACUGAGAGAUCAGGAACUCUAUCCGCAGUACUAUGGUUUCCGUUGGCUGACGUUGCUCCUGUCGCAGGAGUUUCCGCUGCCUGAUGUGGUGAGAAUCUGGGAUUCUGUGCUGUCCGAUGAGAAUAGGUUCGAGUUCCUGGUUCACAUCUGCUGCGCCAUGAUUAUACUGCUCAGGGAGCAGAUCCUGGAACAGGAUUUUGCCAGCAAUGUGAAACUGUUGCAGAACUUUCCUCCGAUGGACAUAAAUAUUGUCUUACUGAAGGCAACAACACUCAAAUAGUGUGUGUGAAAAUCUCUCUGAAAGCAAAUGCGAAUCAAUUUUUUUACGCGCAAUCAAAGCAUUUUUGUAUAGAAUCCUUUACAAUUCUCAUGAGAAGGUUUAAAAAGGAAAAAUAAAAAGUUUCUCAUAGUUCUCA
Messenger RNA from Phlebotomus argentipes, 1582 nucleotides. RefSeq names its product TBC1 domain family member 13. Gene Ontology annotation, molecular function: GTPase activator activity. The transcript is spliced from 5 exons. Gene Ontology annotation, biological process: intracellular protein transport; activation of GTPase activity. NCBI's taxonomy places the organism in Eukaryota, Metazoa, Arthropoda, Insecta, Diptera, Psychodidae. The record is from RefSeq and is a predicted model, not a curated record. The coding region runs from base 304 to 1446 and encodes 380 amino acids.